Molecule: messenger RNA, 6089 nt
Organism: Podarcis lilfordi (Lilford's wall lizard)
Lineage: Eukaryota; Metazoa; Chordata; Lepidosauria; Squamata; Lacertidae
Source: the annotation of a GenBank genome assembly
GAUUUAUUUUUUGCAUUGCCAGGAGGUUGGUGCAUGGGGUGCAAUGAAUGAGGUGCGUGUUCAGAAAGUGCUGCCCACUGGGUAGAGCAUGUGCUCCCUGGCAUGCAGACAACUUCCAGGUUCAAUCGCCAGGGCUGGGAGAGAGAGACUCCCUGCCUGAAACUCUGGAGAGCUGCUGCCAGUCCGAGCUGCCAGUACUAAGCCAAUAGCCCGACUUGGUAUAAGGCAGCUUCCGAAGUUCCUGAGAGUAGCAGGCACCCCCUCUUUCUGAAUUGUAUCAGCAAGGAGUCCCCGUCCCCCCUGCAUAGAAUUCAUAGAAUUGUAGAGUUGGAAAGAGUCCGAGGGUCAUCUAGUCCAACCCAACUCGAACCCAUGACCCUGAGAUCAAGAGUCAUGCCUUGGAAUGUGGGUGACCCCUUUCCAAGUUCACGGUGAGCUCCGGCCCCUCUUUUUCUAGAAAAAUAGCUCUGGGUGGAAGGCCAAGGGCAGGCCCACCGUCCUCAUCUGUCCUCUGCCCCACCACACACUAGUGAGGGAAAGAGCUGCGUUCGAAUCCUCCCUGCAAGUGGAAAUGGCUCGAGCAGGAGUCGGGGAACCCUCAGCCUCCUGCCUUCAGUUCCCAGCUGCGUUAGAGCGGUGGCUUCAGAUGGGCUUGACCCCUGAGAGCGAGGAACCACACGCCCGCCGUCUCGAGGAAGAAGGCCAAGCGUGCGCCGUGGGACAGUUUCUGAGGUGGACUGUGGAACAGAUGAAGCAGGAACCGACCGACGGGGUGUUGUCUCGGCACUGGGAAGCCCAGUGGCAGGCUUUCCUGAAGGCCUCGCGGUUCCUUGGGUUGGACCGGGGAGACCCACAGACUGUGCUGUCGGGUGGCGGCAAAAUCUUCCUUCCCCAUCGGUCCAUUGGCCGGCAGAUUAUGGCAGAGCAAAGGGCUGGCUCUGCAACUGCCCUCGGUGCGGAGGCCCAGCGCCAGAGCUUCCGCCGGUUCCGCUACCAGGAGGCUGAGGGCCCCCAUGAGGUCUGCAGCCGCCUCUGGUACCUGUGCCACCGGUGGCUGAAGCCGGAGAGGCACACCAAGGAGCAGAUCCUGGAGCUGGUGAUCCUGGAGCAGUUCCUAGCCGUCCUGCCGCCGGAGAUGCGGAGCUGGGUCCGGGAAGGAGGCCCAGAGACCUGUUCCCAGGCGGUGGCCCUGGCCGAGGAGCUCCUUCUGGGGCAAAGAGAGGCGGAGGAAGAACAGGUGAGGGAGGGUGUGCUCACCAGGUGACCUGAACAGCUUGGGAUAGCUCUGCUGGUAGAGCACGAGACUGUUGAUAUCAGGGUUGUGGGUUCGAGGCCCAACUGGGCAAAAGAUUCCUGCAUUGCAGGGGGUUGGACUAGAUGACCCUCGGGUUCCCUUCCAACUCUACAAUCGUAUGAAAAGCUAUACAUAUAGGGUAGAAUUCAACUUAGCGCUAAGUGGGAUGUGCAUGUACGGAACAAAGUCUGUUCAUACAGCAUAACUCCCCCCCCCCAUUCUCUUACAAGUUUAGGGGGUUCCCUCAACCCUCCAGAGCAGAUUUGGGGGUUGAAAUAUACUCAGAGUCGAGUGUGGAUUUCAUGCUCUUUAUUCAGCUCAUAGUAGUGAGGAGGAAUGGAAGUUCCCCCGAAAUGUCUGCUUUAUAUACAUUAUUUACACAAUGGGCCCCACGUGAUUGGCUAAUUCCGGGAUUCUCCUGUAGGCCAAUCAGGCUGCAGAUUCACUUCCACCUGGAGUUGGAUUGGGUGGCUCCUGCGGACCAAUCAUACUGCUGCAUUCUGGAUCCUAUUGUUCUAGGUCCAAUCAGACUGCUGCAGUUUGGAUCCUAUUCAACUCAGUACACAACACCGGGCUUGUGGGGGGGAGGGGCAGGGGAAGCCCUGUUGUGUGAGUGGACCUUGUUCUAUAUGCACAACUUACUUGAAUCUCUGCCCAGAUAUUUAUCGUUGUAUUAUUUAUUUUUUUGUAUCUAAUAUGUACUUCUACAAAUCAAUUGUUUAACGCAGGCUUCGUCAACCUUGGCCCUCCAGAUGUUUUUGGCCUACAACUCCCAUGAUCCCUAGCUAGCAGGACCAGUGGUCAGGGAUAAUGGGAAUUGUAGUCUCAAAACAUCUUGAGGUUUAAUGGUUUAAUUGUUUGAAUUGUCUUUUUCUUAGCUGCCUUGGGUGGUGUUAUGUACUGAGUUGAAUAGGAUCCAAAUUGCAGCAGUCUGAUAGGUCCUAGAACAAUAGGAUUCAGAAUGCAGCAGUCUGAUUGGUCCGCAGGAACCACCCAAUCCAACUCCAGGUGGACGUGAUUGGCCUACAGGAGAAUCCCGGAAUUAGCCAAUCACGUGGGGCCCAUUGUGUAAAUAAUGUAUAUAAAGCAGACAGUUUGGGGAAACUUCCAUUCCUCACUACUAUGAGCUGAAUAAAGAGCAUGAAAUCCACACUCAACUCCGAGUAUGUUUCAGGUUGCAAAAUAAGUUUUUUAUAAAAAUAGAUUGUUAAUGGACCAAAGUGGAAAAUUUAAGGUUAGAGUGUCUUAAGUUAAAUUUUAGAACGAAAAUUGAGAAAGAUGGAAAGGACUUGCUGAAAUAGCUAAUUGAACUAGAAUACAAAAAAGGGAGGUGUGAGGAGGUCGAUGAAACAAGUAUAUGAAAGGUAAAGAUAUGGAAAGGUUGGAUGUGUUUUUAGAUGUUUUUGUUCUGUUUUUUUGUUGUUGUUUUAUUGUAUUGUUUUCUUUUUUCUUUUUUUGAUGUAUUGUAAGGUAUUGUUUUGUUUUGUUUAAUUCUUUAUUGUUCUCUUGCUUCUUCUGUAACUUGUAAACUCUUAAUAAAUAUCUUUAAAAAAAAACAAAAACAAAAUAAGUUUUUUAAAUUCAGUGAAGAAGCACAGACUGUGUUCUCUUAGCUGGCAGAGACCUUUGCAAAACAAACUGAAAACGCUGCCUACUAUUUCAGGUGUCGGGCCUGUCCCAAGUCCUGAAAUUUCCUGAUGAUGAAGAGGAACAGGCGUCAUCUGAGUCUGGACAGGGGCUCCUCCGUGGGGAGAUCAUACAGGAGAGCGGAGAUUAUGCCAUUUCUCUGGGUCAGUAUCUGUAGUGUGGUAUUUCAGAUAUUUAUUUCCUUUACCUGAAGGAUAUUUACCUUUCUCUUCAGCCGAAAAUGGUCCCCAGAGUGGCUAACAGAGAUAUGUAAUGGGAGAAUCUGAAAGACAGUGCACAAAAGGAAGAGGGAUUGGGAGGGAGGAGGAAAUUGAGAUUCCUAGUUGAGAUUCCUGCAUUGCAGGGGGUUGGACUAAAUGAUCCACCGGGUCCCUUCCAACUCUUAAGAUUCUACAAAUCUAUGAAAAAAACGACAGGCAGCGGUUGCCAGAGUGUCCUAGAAAGAUCAUUAACAUUGCAGCCCCUGCCCUCAGGCUUACAGUCUGAAAGACAUGGCCCAAAAGGAAGAGGGUUUAGGAGGGAAGAGGACAAGACACAACUUAGUUACAAAGAUGUUUUUAAGACCAGCUGGAACGGGCCGUAAGGUGCUGGUGUCUCAGCUGACCCAAAGGGAUUCCUUUCUCUUCUCUUCUCUUCUUUUUUUUAGUUUUUUAUUUAUAUUUUUCAAAUUUAUACAUUUCAUUAGUUUUACAAUCAAUUUAACAUUUCAAAAUUGGACUUCCUUCCCCCUCUUUCUGCGGUUCCUUGUUUUUUAUUUAUUUUUUUAAAUUCUGCAUAUCCAAAUUCAUUUAACUUGUUCCUUUAAUUAUCUACUGUAAAUAUAUACUCUUAUAAAACUGCAGGUUAUUACAAUAAUCCUGCUAAUGGUUUUAUCUGUUUACAAUUUAUCUGUAAAUAUUCAAUGAACCAUUUCCAUUCUUUUAUAAAAAAAAAUUUAGCUUGAUUUUUUCAUUCUUCCACUUAGUUUCGCCAUUUUUGCAUAUUCCAUAAGUUUUAAUAAUAAUAAACAAUUUUAUUUAUACCCCACUCUCCCCAGCCAAGGGCGGCUAACAACCGAUAUAAAAACAAAUUGAUUGAAAUACAACUUAAAAAAGAAGAUUAAAACUUUAAAACAUUAAAACAUUAAAAUGCAGCCUCAUUUCAGUGGAAACUCAAAUCAAAAACAUUUUUUGGGGGAUGAAAAUGUCAAGUCUUCACCAAAGCCAACUAUCCAGACUGGUCCUACAUGAGCCAGAAAAAAGCCAGGGAAGUCCCCAAAUAGGAGUUCCAUCACAGGAGGAAAAAAGAAAGAGGGGGAGGGAAUCAAGUUGAUUCCAACCCAAAGGCCAGGUGGAACAACUGUCUUACAGGCCCUGCGGAAAGAAAUCCGAUCCCGCAGGGCCCUGGUCUCAUGAGACAGAGCGUUCCACCAGGCCGGAGCCAGUGUUGAGAAGGCCCUGGCUCUGAUUGAGGCUAAUCUGACUUCCUUAGGGCCUGGGACCUCUAGGGUGUUGCUAUUUAUGGACCUUAAGGUCCUCCGUGGGGCAUACCGGGAGAGGCGGUCCCGUAGGUACGAGGGUCCUAGCAUCCAUUCUCCCUUUACUGGGACUUCUGCUGUAGGUAGUUGGAAUGGCUGUUGCCAGGAGAGACCAGGGGUUCUUUAGCUGUGACUUCUGCAUCAUAGGGGGUUGGACUAGAUGACCAUUGGGUCCCUUCCAGCUCUACAAUUCUGUGGCUCUGAACAUACGUGCACGCACACCUGUACAUACUCAUUUUAUUCUUAUUCCAACAGAUGAUGCUUGGGGGACUGAGAAGGAUUGGGAAUCGCAUGAAGUGUGGUCGGGAGGAAUUAAGAGCGGAGAGGAGGAAGCUGACACUGAGAACCGAGAAGACAUCCUCAAGGGGGUGAAUCGAAUGGAGAUGUGGGACCAGAGACCCGUAGCCAGCCAGUUUGGAGCGUUCUACGAGCUCUCGGCCCAUCAGAAACCGCGGCUGGAGAAGCAGAGCACCUGCGGUGUUUGCGGAAAAGGCUUCAGCCGCAAGUCAAACCUUCUCCGACAUCAGAGAAUCCACACGGGAGAGGAGCCCUACAAGUGCCCGGAUUGUGGGAAGAGGUUCCGCUGGACCACGAGCCUCAUUGCGCACCAGAAGAUCCACACGGGGGGAAAGCCCCAUGAGCGCGGGAAGAGCUUUGACCACAGCCAGAACUUUGCACGGCACCAGAGGCUCCACCGUGGGAAGAAGCCACACAAGUGUGUCGAUUGUGGGAAAAGUUUCAGGCGGAGCUCGAAUCUGGCUAUUCAUCAGACGAUCCAUGCAGGGGAAGAACCUUUCAAGGGUGUGGACUGUGGGAAAAGCUUCAGCUACAAGUCAAGUCUCAGCCGGCACCAGAGGGUCCAUGCAAGGGAUGAAAGAUUCAAGUGUCCGCUCUGCUGGGCAAGCUUUGCUUUCGAAUCCAGCCUCACUAGACAUCAGAACAUCCACUGCGGGAAAAGUUUCAGCGACGGGCAGGACCUUCUUGCACAUCAGAUCAUUCCCGCCGGCACAUAAGCAGCCAGACUCUGUUCUAAGAGGCUGGAGUAAAAUAAAAUAUUUUUGCCUUAAGGGUGGCGGAAAUGUUUUGGUUUAAAAAUAUGUAUAUAUUGAUUUUCACAUUUAUCACAUAAAAAAAGAAAGAAAAAGGAAGAAAAACAUUACAAUACACAAAACAACAUAGAAAAGACACACACAAAAGAAUUUUUUACUUCCAAAUCCUAAUUUCAUUUCAUUGAUAACUGACUUCCUCGAAUCCCCUCUAACUGAAUUUCAUUAUAUCUCCUGUUUAGCAGUUCUCCAAAUUGAUAUUUCUAAUAAUAUUAUCUUCUUACAUUUACUAACUUCUUCUCCUUUAUUAAAAUUUUAAUCCUUAAUGUUUAUUAACAACAUAUUCUUAUUCUACCCCUAAGCCUAAUUCUUACUUCCAAUAAAUUUCUCUUAAUCUUAUGUUAGAAUAUUUAGCCAAAUAUUCUUUAAAAUUCUUCCAGUCCUCUUGUGUCUCCUCUUCUUUCUGAUCACAAAUUCUUCCAGUCGGGUCGGCCAGCUCCAAAAAGUCCAUCAUCUUCAUCUGCCAAUCUUCUAUUGUUGGUAUCUCUUGCAAUUUCCAAUUUUUGGCUAAUAAAAGUCUUGCCGC